AAAGCCAUCAUACUCUAAAUGUCAAUGUCUAAAAUUUAUUGUAAAAAAAUAUCUUUUUAUCUAACAGUGACGGCGUAAAUGUUUAUCUAUUUUUGAUUUGUUGUAGUAAUAUUAUUUGUAUAUUGGUUAGCGUAUACGAAUGAUUUGCAAAUAUAUCCUUAUUUUCUCUUAUUAGUUCUGUUUAUUGUGAGAAUAGGACCAAAAUCGAAUAAUUGGUGUCGAAAUGACUUCCUUACAUUUCUACUUUUGUGUGGCUUUGGUAAUAAAAACAGGCGUUUGCGGCGUCUACGUGUCCUUAUCUAACGACGGUCCAGCUGUGUUAGGUUCCAACAUCACUUUUACGGCCACUGUGUUGGGAUACACGGACGAAGAGUUCAAAUUCGAGUUUUAUGAUAAUAUCCAGCCACACCACAAAGAUUCGUUAAUCAAAAAAUCUAAUGUAUCCAUAUGGAAUGUGGAGUAUCCUCGGGAUUUAUAUGAAGCAGGGGAAUAUACAGCAUUUGUAGACUUGAGGAAGUUUUUUUUUCCAGUUUGGUAUUUGGAGGCGUCUGCAAACACAACAUUCCAAUUAACGGAUUCUCUAAACGGGAAGUUGAUGCUAAGCCAAAAUAACACUGACCGGCCCAAUAACUUUGUGGCGGUCAAUAAAAGUGUGCACCACUAUGUCAAGUUGCCCGACAAUGAAAUUCAGUUUUUGGAAAACAACUCCUCCAGUAUUGUAACACAUUGGUUUUUGGACUGCGUCUUUUUUGAUACAACCACUGAUUUUGCACUCAAUUACACUUAUGAAGAUACUAUGACAGACCAUCAUGUAGAGGCAAUAGUUGUUGCAAAUAAUGAACCACUCCCACCUAUUACAACAACAACGACAACGACAACAACUACAACAACCACAACUACAACUCCUAAACCUCCAGCUAGUACAGAAACUGAGAUACCUUCAACUACACAGAAAAAUGUUACCAUUACAAAUGACACCACGGUUCAUAAGGUUCAAAAGCGGGCGAUAUCAAACAGGACCUUUAAGAAUUCUGCGAAAGAGAUAGUAUGUAACAACACGGUUCCUGUAGGCAAGAGUUACACAGUAGGAAGAUUCCAGCAAACCGUUAGCGUGAGGGACCCAAUAUCAAAAGUAGAUAUAGCAGGCCGCAACUGGUUGCAACAUGGGGACCUGUUGGACUUGCAAGUCAAGUACACCGGCUCCCCACCAUUCGACUACUGCAUCAUAUACAAACUCGGCCAGUACAACGUGACUGGCAACGAAACUUGCAAGACUACGCGAACUGUCUCCAAUGAGUUCCCGUUGGUGCAUUACUUCUCUGAUAUAGAUCAGCACACGGUUGUAGUUGUCAUUGGGAAUGAUAUUGGCAACUAUGUGUCUUCAGUCACUGUGAAUAUUUACAAAGGAUUAUUUUCAGCGCCGGGUCACGCGCAACUGUCUGUCAUCGUGGUGCCAGUGUUCUUCUGUCUGGUCGCUGUCAUAUUAGUUGUGUUUGGUAUUGCCUAUUACCAGCAUAGAUCCAGGCACACAGUGGAAGUGGCAGACUUCGAUUUCGGUCAAGCGAAUCCCGAAUACAAGUCGUUCACAGAGCGCCUUAGAGAUAGUUUUAGAAAUGCGUUCAACUUCGGCCACCGCGACGACACCGACCCGUUGACGCCCGACACUAGGUACGAUUCUAUGACAUAAACGUAAUAUGUUUAUGCUGUUUUGUAUUGUAUUUGUGUAUCAUUCCGAUUUUGAUAACGUUUAGUCCUCGCGUAGUCUCGCCAUAGAGAGUCGAUAGUUAAUAUAAAAGUAUUUGGUGAUCGACAAGCAAUCUCUUGUUAAGUCUGAAAGCGCGCGCUUUAUCGAUAUCGAUAAAUUGCAUGGCUCAUAAAAAUGUUGUAUUAAAGUAAAUUAUAGCUAUUGCUUGGUUAUAUAACAUCGAUAGAAUAUAAAAGUUGAGCUAUUGAAAUAAAUCAUAAAAUCUAGAUAAUGUAGGUUACGAAUGUAUGUUCAGAAUUCUAUAUAGGAAAGUCAUUACAACAGAGUGGUAUAAUAAAUUGUAAAAUGUAUUAAAUAUUAAUGUAAAUAUAAAAUGAUUGUAGUAUAUGAUCACACAUCAAAGUAUAAUUUAUAAAUAUUUUUUUAUUGACACCUAUUUAUGACUGAGUGGAUGUUUUAUUUUGGAACUCCAAUUCGGUCGUCGGGCAAAAAUUGAUUCUAAUAUUGCAGUUAAUCGAAGCUCGUACGAGCAAUAAUGUGAUCUCUAAUCGUGUAUUGUUCCGUAUGUCGGAGUUGUAAUAAUACCAAAAAAUUGACAAUUAUCGUGUAGGUGCCAGUGAAUUAUUUUUUCUAAUAAUAUAAUAUGGGGUUUAAUUAUUUUAUUUCAUUGUUGUUUUGUUCUAUAUUUUAAUAAGUAUUUUGAUUUGUUAACAAUUACACUAUCUUCUAAGGCUACAUACAUAAAGGAAUUAUACGUUAAUUUAUUUUCGUCCAUAUAAUAUUUAAUUUUAUAAAAUCCUAUUACUGUAAAAUGAGUUGUAAAUGAACUGAAAUAACGAACAACUUUAUUGAAAAGUGAAAUAUAUCUAUAGAUUUACUUAGGAGGUUUAAUAUAGAGUUUUAUUCAAUUGUAUACGCGCAAAUAUCGAAACAAAUUAUCCUACCUUUUAGUCUUGGUAGUGUAAUUGGUUAAUAUUAGAGAUGAUAACGUAUUAUUUAACACUUUUUGUUUAAUCUUUAUAACGCUAAAGGACUGUCGUUAAAAUUAAAAGUGAUCAGUCAUAUUUUGUGAUAUAUUAGGCUAAAUAAAAUUAGAUUUAUGCAGUUAUUAAUAAUUCGUAUCGACUUGUCUCAGAAGUGUAAAACUAGUUCGCAUGUUGAAUUAUAAGAAAUGCUAUGUUUUCUUUGGUACUAACUUUAUUUCAGUAAUAAUAAUUGCAAAGAAAUGCAGUAUUUCGAGACAAUAUUUUAUUUAUAAAUCAAUAAUGGAAUAGUAGUGUCGUGCUUGGAUUUGUCUUCAUACAUAUUAAAAAUUAAAUACAAAAUGCAAUAAAAUGUAAAGUCAUAUAAAUUUCGUGAUUCUAUUAUUACUUUUAUUCUGUAGUUCUAAUAUACAUAUUUCCGUGUCAUGUACCGCUUCUGAAUUUUAUAUGAACUGUUACAUCUCUGAAGACUUUAAGCCUACGUUUAUAGAAAGAAAUAUUUACAUGUACUAUAUUGCUUUGUUGAAUAUCUACAAAAUAAAAUAUUUUAUUGUCUAUUUACUAUAUUAUUCUUGUUUAAAUCGCACGACUCUAAGUUUAUAAAGCGCUGGUCACAAACAGCCACUGACUAAAAUAUUAUUUUUGUGUACAUACGCAUAGCUAAAGAAUAAUUUUAUUUUAAUUCCGUUUUUAGUGUUUUUUUCUUAAACUAAAAUGGUAUACGUAGUUAUGGGGUUUUGUGACCGAAGCCUUAAAAUUAGUGUUGUAAACAAUGCAAACAAACGUAUAUUUGAGCUUUAAACUGUUUAUGUAAUGUCAAUCGAUCCGACUAAAUAGUAUUAUGCUUCUGAUCCAAGAGUGUAUUUAAUUUGUAGUACAAUAAAUGUUAUGCAAA
Manduca sexta (tobacco hornworm) is the source of this 3583-nucleotide messenger RNA. RefSeq lists its product as uncharacterized. Bases 224 to 1687 code for a protein of 487 amino acids. The record is from RefSeq and is a predicted model, not a curated record. Lineage: Eukaryota; Metazoa; Arthropoda; Insecta; Lepidoptera; Sphingidae. The transcript is spliced from 7 exons.